Messenger RNA from Protopterus annectens (West African lungfish), 766 nucleotides. Its product is annotated as vasopressin-neurophysin 2-like. Gene Ontology annotation, cellular component: extracellular region; secretory granule. The transcript has 3 exons. Lineage: Eukaryota; Metazoa; Chordata; Ceratodontiformes; Protopteridae. Gene Ontology annotation, molecular function: neurohypophyseal hormone activity. The record is from RefSeq and is a predicted model, not a curated record. The coding region runs from base 70 to 555 and encodes 161 amino acids.
CAAGCAAGUUGCAGAGAUAACCAUUUAGCUCAAAAAGUGUGACAACUUCACAACCUAGAACACAUCAAUAUGUCUGAAGCUUAUCUCUCACUUUGUUUCCUCUGCCUUCUGACUUUUUCUACAGCUUGCUAUAUUCAGAACUGCCCUCGGGGAGGAAAGCGGUCCUUUACAGACACAGAACUCAGACAGUGUAUGUCAUGUGGUCCUGAGAACAGAGGACACUGCUUUGGCCCUUCCAUUUGCUGUGGAGAAGACCUGGGGUGCUUUGUUGGCACCGCAGAAUCACUGAGAUGUGAGGAAGAGAUUUACCUGCCAUCUCCCUGUGAGACAGGUGGACGCCCAUGCAGUACCAAAGGAGGGAGAUGUGCUGCACCUGGCAUCUGCUGUAAUGAAGAGAGCUGUGCAAUAGACUCCAGCUGCUUUGAACAGGACAGUAAAAAAGGUCAUCUUCCACUGAGAAGAAAUGCCACUUACUUCGACAGUACAGCAAGCGAGUUUCUACUCAGGUUGUUAGACCUGAUGAACAGUAAACAGCAGGAUCAUCCAGUGUACUGAAUCAAACAGCAUGGCAAACAAAAACUGGCUUCUUGCCUUCCAGAAACAUGGAGAUAUGUAUAUAACCAAAAAUAUUAUGCUUUUUAAUCAUUUUUCAGAAAAAAAUGCAGUGAAAUAUUAUAACUGCUGCUCUGUCAUCUGUAACUUGUAACAAUGUAGAUCUGCAAAUACUGUAAAUAUAUAACAAAUAAAGUAUUUUAUUUAGCUGUGA